Fusarium keratoplasticum is the source of this 1953-nucleotide messenger RNA. RefSeq names its product Histone deacetylase. Gene Ontology annotation, molecular function: histone deacetylase activity. Lineage: Eukaryota; Fungi; Ascomycota; Sordariomycetes; Hypocreales; Nectriaceae. The record is from RefSeq and is a predicted model, not a curated record. Bases 1 to 1953 code for a protein of 650 amino acids. The transcript has 4 exons.
AUGGGCGACGACAUUCGGGUCGAGCUCGGCUCGGUCGCGCUCAACGGCGCAUCCCCAAAGAAAGUCGCCUACUUUUACGAUUCUGAUAUCGGCAACUAUGCCUACGUCACUGGACACCCUAUGAAGCCUCAUCGCAUUCGUCUGGCGCAUAGCUUGAUCAUGCAGUACAACCUCUACCAGAAGAUGGAAAUCUACCGCGCGAAGCCAGCGACCAGAGGCGAAAUGACCCAGUUUCACACGGACGAUUACAUCGACUUCCUGCAGAAGGUGACGCCUGAUAACAUGGAUAGCUUCAUGCGAGAGCAGGGCAAGUACAAUGUGGGAGACGACUGUCCCGUUUUCGAUGGUCUCUUCGAGUUUUGUGGUAUUAGCGCCGGUGGCAGCAUGGAGGGCGCAGCGCGCCUGAACCGCCAAAAGUGUGACAUCGCCAUCAACUGGGCUGGUGGUCUCCAUCACGCCAAAAAGUGCGAGGCAAGCGGUUUUUGCUACGUCAAUGACAUCGUCCUCGGAAUUCUCGAACUCCUCCGAUUCAAGAAGCGCGUCCUCUACGUCGAUAUCGAUGUUCACCACGGCGACGGUGUCGAAGAGGCCUUCUAUACGACCGACCGCGUCAUGACCGUAUCUUUCCAUAAGUACGGCGAGUACUUCCCCGGAACUGGCGAACUCAGAGACACCGGUAUCGGCCAGGGGAAGAACUACGCCGUCAACUUUCCCCUCCGAGACGGCAUCACGGAUGUGUCUUACCGAUCAAUCUUCCAGCCCGUCAUCGAGAACGUCAUGAAAUACUUCCAGCCCGAGGCGGUUGUCUUGCAGUGCGGCGGCGACAGUCUCUCUGGCGAUCGAUUGGGUUGCUUCAACCUGAGCAUGGACGGUCACGCUAACUGCGUCAACUUUGUCAAGAGUUUCAACCUGCCCACUCUUGUGCUUGGUGGUGGUGGCUACACGAUGCGAAAUGUCGCCCGUACAUGGGCCUUUGAGACGGGUGUUCUUGUGGGGCAAGAGAUGGAGCGCACCCUGCCUUACAACGAAUACUACGAGUACUAUGCUCCUGAUUUCGAGUUGAACGUCCGAUCCUCCAACAUGGAGAACUCCAACAGCCGGGAGUACCUCGAGAAGAUCACAUCCGCCGUCAUUGACAACCUGCGACAGACCGGCCCUGCGCCAAGUGUGCAGAUGCAGGAUGUCCCACGAAAGCCUUUUGGUGGUAUGACUGACGAGGAGGAAGCCGAGCUGGAGGACAUGGACGAAGAUGAGAACAAGGAUGUUCGCAUGACUGAACAUCGUUGGGACAAGCGAGUCGAGCACGAAGGCGAGUUCGAGCCCAGCGAAGACGACGACGAAAUGGCACGCGCUCACGGUGCUACCCGACAAAACGGCAACAAGCGCACCUUUACCGAUUACCGUAAGGGGGAAAUGGAGGUGGACAGCGGCAAUGCCACGCCCAAGGCUCCGAAUGGCGCUUCUGCUGAGGAGCCUGCUGGUGAUGAUGCUCAUGAUGUGAACGACGAUACCAUCGAGGACAUGUCAGCGCAUGAGCAACCAGAGAAGGAUCAGCCUGAGAAGGAAGCUGAGAAACCAGAGGAGACGGCCAAGGAGACCGAGAAGACCAGCGUGGACAACGACGGCGACGUGGGAAUGACGGACUCGGCACCCGCAGAAGAGACAACGACUAUUAAAAAGGAAGACGUCGAGCCCGAAACUACUGCCGAACCAGCAGCGCCCGCUGAGAAGCCUACACAAGAGGAGCCCACAACUAAGGAAGCGCCAGAAGCUACCAAGGAGACUACAUCAGAACCGAAGCCCACCGAGGAGGCCGCUGAGAAACCCGCAGAGGCAACUGAGCAAAAAGACAAGGCCGAGCCAGCUGGUGACGCUAUGGACGUGGACAACGAGAAAGAAAAGCCAAAGGAGUCGGAGGCACCCAAGGAGAAGAGCAAGAGCCCCUCAAGCUAG